Molecule: messenger RNA, 641 nt
Organism: Triticum dicoccoides
Lineage: Eukaryota; Viridiplantae; Streptophyta; Magnoliopsida; Poales; Poaceae
Exons: 1
Coding region: 73-411 (112 amino acids)
Source: RefSeq, a predicted model, not a curated record
ACACCAGGCAUAAGCAGUGAGUGAGUGAGUGCAUCGACCUUCCAUCAGCUACAUCUUUGCAUCGAUCUGUUCAUGGCAGUAGCAAUGCUCCCGAGGCUCGUUGCCAUGGCGGCGCUCGUCGCGCUGAUGUGCGCCGUUGCUGCCGCCCAGAAGGUACCUGCCGUCGGCGGUGCGCCGACGUGCGGCGUUGUCGAUCAGAACGUCGUGAAUGCGUGCUACGAGAGCUGUGGAAGAGGUAUGAAAAUUGCCACUGCCGACAGGAUUAUUUCGACGGGUACGAUCAAGGUUCAAGUGGACUGUUGCGUAGCCUUUGGAGGCCACUCGUGCAUGUGCGAGAUGAAGAAGAAGUGGAAGGCUCAGGGCAAAACUGCCCAGAAUAAUGUGCAGUGCGUCAGGGAAAAGGCCUGCUAAUGAGCACGCGCGGGAGGUCUCUUCGUGCAUGCAAGACCUCUAGUUCGUUUGAUAUGUGUGCUUCUUGCAUGUUAGUUUCAAGCGGUCGAUGUCCACCUGUUCCUUGCUUGCUUUUAUUUGCUUGUGUGUGUGUGUGUGUCGUGUGAGUGUGUUCUUUUUCUACGUCGGCCAGUUGAGUCUUUUUAGUCUGUACCAAUCAGAAAUAAAUGUGGGUGGAAGUUCUUGUGUCA